Naegleria lovaniensis is the source of this 1734-nucleotide messenger RNA. RefSeq lists its product as uncharacterized. The transcript is spliced from 5 exons. The coding region runs from base 1 to 1734 and encodes 577 amino acids. Lineage: Eukaryota; Heterolobosea; Eutetramitea; Acrasida; Naegleriidae. The record is from RefSeq and is a predicted model, not a curated record.
AUGAAGAAUUUAUUCAAGAGCAAGACUACUACCAAGGUCAAUUUGGAAGAGAUUGCUAUCAAGGAUUGGACCAGUGAGAAUUUUAAACAAUGGCUCACUGAUCAAGCCUAUGAUAAAAAGUCAGUUAUUGCACCUCUCGUAAAACAACAAUUUGAUGGAGGUUCAAUCAUUAACUUCAAGGUUGAAGAUCUCACUGAAGCUGGUAUUGCCAAAGGAAGCGCUCUUUCAAUCUUUAACAAAAUUGAAGAGCUGAAGAAGAAACAAAUUCAAACAGGUCUCUUGGCUGACACUUCAGGUGCUUCCAUUGUACAAUUACCAACAAGUGCCACUACUUCGAACACUACAACCACACCACAAAGAACGUCCAUUCCUCAACAAACACCUGUCACUCCUUCAACCACAACAACAAACAACACCACAACAACAAAUCAAGGUGGUGACGAUGAUGAAAGGGAUGACUAUUCCUCUGACUAUGCCGGUAAAUAUAAAGAAAUUUUGAGCAAUCCAAACAAGAAGACUGAAGAGGAAGAGGAGGAUGACAAGGAAUUGGCUCGUGAUUUGGAAAAUCGUCCUACUUCAUCUUUACCAACUACAACAUCAUCAGGGUCUUAUCUUCCAACGGCCAGUAAGAGCAGCUCUACUUCAGUACAAUCUUUCAAUCAAGUACCAGAAGCACCAAUGUGGAACCUUGACGAUUUCUCCUUCAACCAAAGACAAAACUUUGAUUUUUGCCUUCAAAAAUUGGACAAUCUACGUGCACAAUAUGAUACUAAUAUUAUUAACACAAUUUGCCAAAACUUGGUUUUCCCUGAGAGAUUCCGUUACAAGUACCUCAACCCACAACGUUUACCAAUUUAUGAAAACAAAAAGAAGAAUGAAUCAUUCAUGAAAGUCAAGAUGGUGGUGACGGAAAUGGGUGACGGUGCUGCUCACAGAUUUGUACGAAGAUUUGGUUCAAUGUUUAAGAACUCAACUAUUCAACAAAUGGAAUACGGAAUGUUCCACACUGCUUUAAUUAUUGGCCCAUGGUAUAUCGAGUGGGGAGAUUCAUCAAUUGCCGUUGUAAGAAGCAAAUCUAGUUCUAAGGCUGUUUUUGCAGUUGACGUUACUAAAAUUGUUGGAUUGGAAAAUGUUGCAAAGGCCAUCGAUAAAACUGCUUCCAUUUGCGCUCACUGGAAUGCACACAAGACCUAUGACAACAAGUCCUGUAACUGCCAACACUUUGCAACUGCUGUUUUGGAAUAUCUUGGUCUUAGACAAGACUUUGAAAAUAAUAUUAAGGGACCAAUGCGUGUUUAUAUGGAUCGUCUGAAAAACGACGGUGUCUGUGACAUGAGAUACCACCUUGAACCAACCAUUAAGGACGUGAUCGUGAACAGUGAUUGUAGCGAGGAAUUGAAAAAGUUUGCCAGUGGAAAGUCUGUCACUUUCAAGACACAUAAAAUGUUGGACGAAUUUGUGGCCACUAUUCAAAAACACAAGCCACUCUAUUUCGAUGCUGCAGGAAAGUAUGACUACAUGUUACUCAAAUCAUUUGACAGAGCUUUCUGGCUUCGUAGCCAAUCCUCAAAAGAGGCAAACAAUCCUGAUGUUCACGCAUGGACUGCAGAGAACGGAGAUGUUUUGUGUCCUUUCAAUGCCAGUAUUGGUUCAGAAGUUAACAACACCAUUGUUGGUAAAGAUUAUGAAGUCGAAGAUGUCAAGAUUCCACUCCCUGUUUUCAGAAAGAAGUAA